Molecule: messenger RNA, 1593 nt
Organism: Sclerotinia sclerotiorum 1980 UF-70
Lineage: Eukaryota; Fungi; Ascomycota; Leotiomycetes; Helotiales; Sclerotiniaceae
Exons: 5
Coding region: 1-1593 (530 amino acids)
Molecular function (GO): FAD binding
Source: RefSeq, a predicted model, not a curated record
AUGUCUACUGCAAAGAAGAUUGGCGUGUUGAUCAUCAUUAUGGCAGGAUACCUACAAAUUGAGCCUUUUGCCGGUGUCGCCGCCUCUAGCAUGUACUGUGGGCGAUACUUGGUGAGCCUUUUUGUUGCAUAUUAUAAAAAGCUCUCAGAGGCAUUACCCAACAGCGUCUUUCUCCCACGCGACGCUACGGCUUUCAGUCAGUCGAUGAGUUCUUACUGGGCUAAACAAGAGUGCGAAGUAACUCCAGCAUGUGUAGUUCGCCCUUGCAAUGAUCAGGAACUCUCUACUGCUAUCAAAAUACUCAAACACGCCUACCAUGAGCACACUAAAGCAUCUGCUUCUGGAGAACCAGACGGUGAACAUCUAUUUGCUAUUCGAAGUGGUGGCCACUCUUGUGUUGCUAACGCUGCAACUGUCAAGGGAGGUGUCCUGAUUGACCUAAAGUCCUUCAAUGAAGUCACACCUUUGGAUGACCAUGAUGAAUCAUGUGUAGUUAUUGGAGCUGGCUGCAGAUGGAUGGAUGUUUCAAAGGUUCUGGAUGAAAUAGGCCUUGCUGUUGUAGGAGGCAGAAACUCUGCCGUAGGUGUUGGAGGAUUGACUCUGGGAGGUGGUCUUUCAUUCUUCUGCCCACAGUUCGGGUUAGUGUGCUCCAACGUCAUUAGCUACGAUAUUCUUCUUGCCUCGGGAUCAAUUAUUACAGCUUCCGCUACGAACAAUAGCGAUCUUUGGCGUGCCCUAAAAGGCGGCUCAAACAAUUUCGGCAUUGUUACGCGGUUCAAAGUCCGUAGCUUUCCCUCCGCUAAAAUAUGGAGCGGAUUUCUCUACAUGCAUAGUUCACAAGCUGCCAAAGUAAUUGCCGCAUUUAACGAAGUUGUCGGUCGAAUAGACUCCGAUGAGCAUGCUGCUGGCCCUAUAGCCUGUUUUACUUAUGUUCAACCCCUGGGCUUGCAAGCUAUUUCGGUAAAUCUCGUCCACACAAAGCCGCCCGAAAAGAAAUGGCCAGCCUGCUGGGAUAAAUCUUCUUUCAAAUCGCUCUUUCGCCUUUGGAGCACUUGUAAAAUUCGCACUUUGACAAGCGCCACUGAUGAAAUGAAUGCUCUUAACCCCCCUGGUAGGCGUCAAAUCCUCGCUAGUACCACUAUCAAGAACGACGUCACAACUUUAGUCUCCAUCCAUGCCGUGUACCAAAAUGCUAUUGAUUCACUCCGGUCCGUUAAAGGUCUGUCAUGGACUCUCGUGUUACAGCCUCUUCUACCAGUUUGGUUACAUAAAGGCGACACGAAUCCGCUGGGUUUACACGAUGUCAAUGAACCUCUCGUCCUUGUCAGCUUUACUGUGAAUUGGCAGAGAGACGAGGAUGAUAAGAAACUUCAUGCUGCUACCCGUCGCUCGAUUGAAGAAAUUGAGAGAAUUGCAUUAGAAAAUGGAACCAGCCAUCAGUGGCGAUAUCUAAACUACUGUGCCAGCUGGCAGAAACCUUUUGAAAGUUAUGGCGAGGAGAAUUUACGGUUUCUGCGGGAGGUUAGUAGGAUCUAUGAUCCUGAAGGCUUAUUUCAGAAGGGGUGUGUUGGUGGAUUCAAGCUUGACAUGUGA